Messenger RNA from Corylus avellana, 2137 nucleotides. Its product is annotated as VIN3-like protein 2. The record is from RefSeq and is a predicted model, not a curated record. Gene Ontology annotation, biological process: vernalization response; epigenetic regulation of gene expression. NCBI's taxonomy places the organism in Eukaryota, Viridiplantae, Streptophyta, Magnoliopsida, Fagales, Betulaceae.
CCAAAAUAUACGAGUUAAAUAAAAGGGUUUUUUUUCUUUAUUUAUUUAUUUUAUUUGGAGCAUUAUGAGCAAACCAGAAGAAAGUUCUUUAGCCACGGAUUCGGUGUUCUCAGGUUGUGCACUUGAUCCUGCAAAGUAUAGCAAGCUAAGCUUGGGAGAGAAAAGAGAGCUUGUCCGUGAGAUUGCCCGAUGGUCGAAAGAUGCCUCAGAGAUGCUUCGUUCAUUUACCCGCCCAGAGCUUCUUGAAAUCAUCUGUGCUGAAAUGGGCAAAGAGAGAAAGUACACUGGGUAUACGAAAGCUCAAAUGAUAGAACACCUUCUAAAGUUAGUUUCUCAGAAUUCCAAGAGGAGCAAUUCUUUUGCCUUUUCUCCGGCUCAUAUUGGAUACAAAAGGAAAAGGAACAUAGAGACCUCAUCUCAACUAUUGACUGACCUAAAUCAUGCUCCUCUGCAAAACAACGAAGAAGACCGUGGUAAAACGCUCCUCUGUCAGAAUGUUGCAUGCAGAGCUACUUUAAGUCCUGAGGAUGCUUUUUGCAAGAGAUGUUCUUGCUGUAUCUGUCAUUGUUAUGAUGAUAAUAAGGAUCCUAGUCUGUGGUUGACCUGUGGCUCUGAUACUCCGGAUGACAAUGACCCGUGUGGAUUUUCAUGCCAUCUGGAAUGCUCUCUGAAGCAUGAAAGAGCUGGUAUUUUGAAGAAUGGGUUUCAUACAAAGUUGGAUGGCAGCUUUCGUUGUGUUUCUUGUGGAAAAAUCAAUGGGCUAAUGAGAACCUGGAGAAAACAGUUGUUGAUUGCAAAGGAGGCCAGAAGAGUGGAUGUCCUGUGUCUACGAUUAUCUUUGGCUCACAAGAUUCUCUUGGGAACAAAACUAUACAAAGAAGUACAGAAGACAGUGGAAACUGCAAUGGAGACACUGAACAAUGAAGUGGGGCCUCUAGAUCAGGUAUGCACAAGUAUGGCACGCUGCAUUGUCAACAGACUCUCCUGCGGUGGUGAGGUUCAGAAGUUGUGUGCUUCUGCAGUGGUAUCUUUUGAUUCAAUGUUUCACCGUGAUUAUAUGGAAAAGAAAGAUUCAUUUGCAGCUUGUCAGAUCAAAUUUGAAGACUUAACCCCUACCUCAGUGAUCAUUAUGCUAGAAUAUGAAGAUCAUCUGUUAAAGAACUUCACGGGUUGCAGGCUGUGGCAUCGUGAGUCUGUCAUGAAGGAUUAUCCAGAACAACCCACUUUCAUUGUACUUAGGCCAGAGAAGAGAUUCAAGAUUGCCCAUCUCCAUCCUUCAACUGAGUAUUUUUGCAAGGUUUCUUUGUUUAGCAGUACAGGUGGAUUGGGUAUUUUGGAAGCUAAAUGGGUGACACCUGCAUCAGGUGGAAGCUUUCUGACAGCUUCAGAACAUGGAAAGGCAGAGCACACAAUAAUUGCUCAAAAUCAUCCCCAGGUGGAGUCAACCAAGUCUAGCAACAUUAAACUAACACCCCCUGCAAAAAAGCUUAAACCAGCUAUCAAUGUCAACACAAGCAAGAAUGAGCGGCUUUGUUCGCUGCCUCCUUCCAUUGAUGCUGUUUCUCCUACCACGCCUCAUAAAUACGGUGGAAUGCGGGCAGCUCCAGAUACAGUGGAGGAGAGAGAUUAUGAACAUUCCGUGCAAGUGGUCAAAUUGUUAGAGCAUGAAGGGCACAUAGAUGAAGAUUUUAGAGUAAAAUUUCUCACUUGGUUCAGCCUCAAAGCUACUAAGCAAGAGAGAAGGGUGGUUAAUGUUUUUGUGGAUGCUUUGCUUGAUGACCCUCCAAGCUUAGCUGGACAGCUUAUUCAUGCCUUCAUGGACAAGAUAUGCUGUGAACAAAAACCGGUUUUUCGGCAUGGUUUUUGCUUUAGAUUGUGGCACUAAAUACUGAAUAGCAGAUUUUGUUUUAGGCUAAAAACUUUAGGAGUAACCAAGGCAUGCAUGCAGGCUUUUUUUGGGAAAAACAGGAAAGUAUAUUUGGGAAAAAUGUGAAGGGCACUUGAUUUAUAUUUCUCAUCAUACUUGGAUGUUUAGAAUUAUAGGUUAAGAAUGUACGUUUUGUGUACAUGUAGAAUGGCAGGAAGAUAUCGUUUCGUUUAACCACAACGAAAGAAGCUUAUUGCAUUGACAGCUUUA